This is a messenger RNA of Phalacrocorax carbo (great cormorant), 3097 nucleotides long. The record is from RefSeq and is a predicted model, not a curated record. NCBI's taxonomy places the organism in Eukaryota, Metazoa, Chordata, Aves, Suliformes, Phalacrocoracidae.
GUGACGCUGUCGCUGGCGGCAGCCAAUGAGCGCGUCCGGGAGGCGAUUUUGAAUCGUCGGAGCGAGCGGUGGGCGCCGAGCGGAGCGGAGCGGGGCCGCUGCCAUGAGGAAGAGUGAGGUGCUGGCGGCCGAGGCCGUGUCGUGCUUGAACCGAGCCAUGGCGGCGCUGCGGGACAUCUGGGAGGAGAUCGGGAUCCCCGAGGAGCAGCGCCUGGAGCGCACCGACGUCGUCAAGAAGCACAUCAAGGGUCUCCUGGACAUGAUGGUCGCGGAGGAGGAGAGCCUGAAGGACCGUCUCUUGAAGAGCAUUGCCCUGUGUCGGAAGGAGCUUGACAUCCUCUGCAGGGAGCUCCAGCUGGACCCCUUUGAGGCAGAGGAAGGGUGUACCAUUCUGCAGAUGGAGAAGAAUUUGCGCACCCGUGUGGAAGUGAUGUUAAAGCAGAAAAGGGACAGGAAGCAGGAGCUGAAAACCCUGCAAGAACAAGAUCGAGACUUGUGUGACAUCCUUUGCACAACCCCGUUCUGCAUCGACAGCAAUGCCGUGCCCAGCCUGGAGGACCUGGAUCGUUACAGGCGCCACUUGGCCUCCCUGACUGCCGAGAAGGAGCAAAGGCGAGAAGAGUUUGUCAGCAGCAAGCGGCAAAUCAUCCUCCUCAUGGAGGAGCUGGACCACACUCCAGACACAAGCUUUGAGCGGGACGUGGUGUGCGAGGACGAGGAAGCCUUCUGUUUGUCCACAGACAACAUUGCUGCCCUCCAUAAUCUGCUGCAGCAGCUGGAAGCCCAGCGAUCCGUGAACGAAGCCGUGUGCACAGAGCUGCGCUCCAGAAUCCUCGCGCUUUGGGAAAGGCUGCAGGUUCCUCUGGAGGAGAGAGAGUCUUCUGCGGUGCACAUGACUGGGUCCAGAGCCAAAACCAGGAAGGCUCUGCAGUUGGAAGUGGACUGUCUGGAGGAGCUGAAGCUGCAGAACAUGAAAUCUGUGAUUCAGGCCAUCCGGGCAGAGCUGGCUGACUACUGGGACAAGUGCUUCUACAGUCAGGAGCAGAGGGAAGGCUUCAGCCCCUAUUACGAUGAGGACUAUACAGAGACCCUGCUCGAGCUCCACGAUGCUGAGGUGGGGAAGAUGAAGAGCUACUAUGAAACACACAAAGAUCUGUUUGAGGCUGUCCGGAAAUGGGAGGAGAACUGGAAGCUGUUCCUGGAGCUGGAGAGGAAAGCAACUGACCCCAGUCGCUUCGCCAACCGUGGGGGGAAUCUGCUGAAAGAAGAGAAGCAGCGAGCAAAGCUGCAGAAGACACUUUCCAAGCUGCAGGAGGAGCUGGAGAGCAGGGUCCAGGCCUGGGAGCAGGAACAUGAGGGGACCUUCCUGGUGAAGGGGCAGCAGUUCAUGGAGUAUGUGACAGAGCAGUGGCAGCUGUACCGCCUGGAGAAAGAGAAGGAGAAGCAGGAGCGGCACCUGAAGAAAAGUCGCCAGAUUGAGACAGAGAUGAUGUACGGAAGCACCCCGCGGACACCCAUCAAGCGGCGAGUGCUCGGCUCCCACACACCUGGCAAAGUAAGGAAGCUCAAUGGCACUUCCAUCUCCAGCGCCACACCCAACAGCACCGUUCGUUCAGCUUUUGGGGGAACCAUCUACCACUCGCCAACAUCUCGGCUACCGCCUUCCGGAGGGAAGCUUGGCCAGGCUCGGACCCCCAGCCGCGUGGCUGUGAAGCCCCACCGUCCUGGAUACAGGGAGAGGAACAAGGAGAACAUGUCCCAGCUGAACGGAACCACCCUGAGCGGUGGGUGCACCCCCACAGUCCCUGCCCAGCGUAACCACAGCGUUAAUUCUGUUGCCAGCACCUAUUCUGAGUUUGCGCGCGAACUUUCAAAGGCUUCCAGGUCUGACAGUAUCUCCCGCGUCCUGAACUCGACCACCACCCACGCCUUCUGCUGAGGCGCUGCCUGCCAGGCUCCAGCUGCUCAGUCGUAGUGAGUCGCGGCUCCGGCAGAGCGUUACGCAGCUCCCCCCCACCCAAAGUGUCCGUGCUCCAGGGUUAACUUUUACCUGGGUCCCAGGCGUUACUGGGGCCAGCAUUGGCCCACUGUGGGUUGGGGUGGGGGUCCUGCCUGCCAGGGUAGGGUGUGAAAGGGGCACUUUUAAAAACUUGCUUUUUAUUUGGGAAAUUCUUGCAAAUGUUUGUGAUUAAAGAUUUGAGUAUAUGGUUGCGUUAGGCUAGUGCAGGGGUGGGUGCUGGCUCCUGCCGCAGCUUGGCUGGCGGGGGCGAGCGUCGGUGAGCGGGGGCUCUGCCUCGCUGAGCAUGCUCUGGGACAGACAGAACCUAGUUGAGAGAACUGGCUUCAGUGCCUUUUGUUACAGGCUUUUCCUCCCUCCAUUUCUGUAGCUAUUGUACAUCAGCAUCUUCCUUUCUCAACAUCACAGCAGGCUUGUCUUGGGGGGGCUUUAGCUGAGGUUCCCUUAGCAGGCUUUGCCUGACCCCGGAGCACUGGGCUCACCCCUGCUCCAGGCUGGGUGCAGUGCUGAGGGUCUUGGCUCUCCCACAGCGGCUGUGAGGACGGGGUUCUCUGGAGGGGAGCAGCGGGGCUGGGGGUCCCCGGGAGGGAGCAGCAGGGCACUUCACAGGAGGCAAGCCUGACCAGCCAUCCCCCUCGGGCCCUGAGAGCUGUACAAGUUGUACCCUGCUGCUUCCUCUGCCCUGUCCCCAAGCCGUGGCAGGGCAGAGCCUAUGCAUUGCUAGCAAGGAAGCAACCUACACUCGGACAAGGCCUGCUCCCUGCCAUCGGCAAGGAGGGCAGCUUGUCCCACCGCCAGGCCCUGCUCCGCACCGUCCAGCGCUGCCCUUCCUCCCACUUGGCUCCAGCAGAGGACAUCGAGCAGAGUGCUUUGGGGGUAUGCCACAGCCCUGGUCCCGGCUCGGGGGACCUGUUUGCACCUUUGUUAACGAAGCUCUGCAUGUAUGUGUCUGUCCCUGAUCAUGACUAAUUUGCACCUUGUUAUCACUACAAUCCCCCACUUGCUGUUAUUUAUUCUCCAGGUUCCGUCUCUUUGCUCUGUACAUACUGUUCAUGGGAAUAAUACAUAUCUUUGUACAUA